GUUGGAAUUUUGGCUUAGAGGGUGCCAUUUUCUUCGUCAUUUCUGUUUUUGAAUCAUCGGGGCAGCUUUUCAUUUUGCCGGGUAUUAGCUUGCUCUCCCAGACUCGUUGGUUUAAUUGGACUGGAUUUUUGAAGGACUGAUCUUAGUGGUUAGUUGGUGUCUUGCUCCAAACGGCUACACCAGCUUUUUUCACGCAGGAUGAGUACCACCUGUGAAAGUGAAGAAAUGAUUAAUUCAAAAGGCAGCGCAGGUUCUGCAUCUAUUGAAGAAGCAUGUGCUAAAGGAGGAAAUGUUCAGCUGAAGAAAGGUCCAUGGACAUCCGCAGAAGAUGCAAUUUUGGUUGAUUACGUAACAAGAAACGGAGAAGGGAAUUGGAAUGCUGUGCAGAAACAUUCAGGACUUGCUCGCUGCGGUAAAAGUUGUCGUUUGCGGUGGGCAAAUCAUCUGAGGCCAGAUCUAAAGAAAGGUUCAUUUUCUCCCGAGGAGGAGCACCGUAUAAUUGAACUGCAUGCUAAAUUGGGAAACAAAUGGGCACGAAUGGCUGCUGAGCUCCCUGGUCGUACUGACAAUGAGAUAAAGAACUAUUGGAACACGAGAAUCAAGAGAAGACAGCGUGCUGGCCUGCCCAUCUACCCUCCAGAUCUCUGUAUCAGAACCAUAAAUGCAGGCAAACAAAAUGAAGACAUGGGCACAUUUUCAGGUCUGAAGUCUUCGUCCGAUGACAGGUAUUUCAUCUCCCCUGUGCAUCCAUCCAAACGUCUCAGAGGAGUAACAGAGACGGCCUCCUUGCUCCCUGGUGCCGGUGAUCUACUAGCCUGUGAUCCAUACCAGAGUUGCACUUCUCCAUAUUAUUUUGAUCAUCAACAGCCUUUUGGGGUUUCUUCUUCUGAUCAUCAUUCAUUGUUCGGUGGUGUUAUUAACGGCAGCCAUGCCUCUUUAAAUGGCAACUCCUGUUCUUCUCCUGAGCCCUCAUGGGAGAAGAAGCUGGAGCUCCCUUCACUCCAAAGUCACAUGGGUAAUUGGUAUUCAUCACCAGAGUCCAUUGUUGACACAUUGAUUCACUCACCUCCUCCAACCGAAACUAGUCUCUCUCCGCGAAACAGUGGCCUGCUGGAUGCUGUGCUUUAUGAGUCGCACACAAAGAAUAACAAUACUGCUUCUGAUGCUUCCCCGGGCACCAUGCAUGAGAACAAAUCAUUUCAAAAUCUUCAUGAGACUGCAGAAUUGGAAGCAUAUGGAGAUCCAAUCUCUCCUUUAGGUCAUUCAUCUGCUUCGGUGUUCAGUGAAUACACCCCUCCUGUCAAUGGGGACAAGCCCCACCCUGAUGAGACAGUGACAGGGCACAAAGUUGAGGAGUCCAACAAUUCCUAUUGUUUUGAAGGAUUCAAAGUUAAGGAGGAGGACAUGGACUGGUCGUAUCCGAUUCAGUGUUAUGAUGGCAGAAAUGAUGAAUCAAACCAGAAUAUGUUUUCCAGGCCUGACCUCUUUCUUGCUUCAAAUGGUUUUUAUCAUCAGACAAACUACAACAACUACAACAAGAAUCAUUCCGUGCUGAAAGAAGUAUUUGGGGCAGUUCUUUUUGACGAUGUUAGCAGGGAUUGUAAGAACGCGAGAUCCAUGGGCACUCCAUCUGGAGGGUGUUCUUGCACAUGGGAUGCCAUGUCCACCGUCUAAUCAUGUCCUUCCUCCACUUUCAAACAAAAAGAAAAGGAGUGUUGAUUCGAAAUCUCAGCUUCUCCCUGUGCUGAAAGGAAACAUUACAGGACAAAUAAUGUAACAUUUUCUUCAGCUGAUAAAAUGUGUCGUCCUGCCGUAUUUUCUUCUUCAUUAAAGUUGCACAGGUUCUUCGCAGACUGUAAACAUCAUUCCUCCUGCAUUGAAAACAGAAAAGGUGUAAUGAGUGGAAACCUACAACGGGUUCCUUUGUGAUUCUCAUAUGAUAUUUCCAUAAAACGUUUACCUUUGU
Molecule: messenger RNA, 1966 nt
Organism: Cuscuta campestris
Lineage: Eukaryota; Viridiplantae; Streptophyta; Magnoliopsida; Solanales; Convolvulaceae
Source: the annotation of a GenBank genome assembly